AGUUUGAACAAGCCGAGCAGGAAAGGAAGCUGUGGGCGCUCUAGCCUUCCUGUUUGAUCAACCUGGUCUCUUUCUGAGACUUCAUUUAUUCAUUUACUUUAUUGCGGGUUCCAGGCCGCCAUGGAGGAGGAAGAGGAGGAGGACACUCUUACGGAGCUGAAGGCCUUCACUACUGUGCAACCCCAGCCCAGGUUCCGAUCCCACAGCGAUACUUCGGGCUUCACCGCCAGAAUCCUGUGGCGGCUCAGAGGAGGUCGCACAGUUGAUGGUUUGGAGAAAUCGUCAUCACUGGCCAGCUGCGACAUGGUGGCGGACGGCGGUUCCGACGGCCACGGUGUGCCCGUCUCACGGCAGCAGCGAGGCAAGCUGUCCAGUCUAGGGAGACUCUUCAAACCCUGGAAAUGGAGGAAGAAGAAGAGCAGCGACAGAUUCCAGGAUCUCUCCAAAGUUUUGGAGAGAAAAAUCUCAACAAGACAAACGAGAGAGGAGCUCAUCAAGAAAGGAGUGCUCGUCUCCGAACAAGACGAGCCCGUCUGUAGGGAAAACCAGAAUGGUCAUGCCACAUCUAGCAUGUCACCGGAGCAGGUCAAAGUUGAGAUUGAAACUAAACUGACCCAACCUGCCGACCCGACUCCUGGUCCUGACAGCACAGAGGACAAAACAGUCUCAACCGUCCCUGUGACCCGCUCAGAGACACGCAACACUAAACCCGUCGCCCGGGCGACUCAGGCCCGACCGCGGGAAGCCCAAGCUCGAAAGCAUCACAGCGCCGCUGCGCCCGCCUCCUCCAAGCCUGCGGGUGGCGCCGCUGGCACGGCCAGGCACAGCAGGGAUGCUUCCUCUGGCGCUAAAAAGAGCACCAAAGCAGCCGGAAAGUCGGCCUCUGCGGCGCAAGCUAAAACUAACUCGCGGAGCUCUAACAACAGUAGUCGCGCCAUCGCCAAGUCCUCUCAUCCGAAGAAGACGCAAGGCAGUUCAGCCAAAGUCACCACGACCACCUCUCACCCCACCAUCCCCCCUCGCUCUCGUCUACCCAAGGACGCCGAAGCGCAGAGCACAGGCGCCGACACGCGGACCGGCCGGAAAGCCGAAGCUAAUUCUCAGAAGGCUUCUGCGGAGGUUCCCAGUCAGCCGGAGGAAGUCAACUCCUCCGAGGCUCACGGGAGCUCUGGUCAAGUUCCCCCCCCCGAAGUUGAGGAGGCUCCCGUCGGUUCCCAAGCCGCACCGGAGGACAAAGCCCCGUCGGCAGAAUCUUCGGCGAGCCAAGAAAACCCCGCAGAGGCGUCCCCCGUGCCCGCCGUCCACUCCCACCACGUCAACACUUCCACAGAGGACACUUCCUUCAGAGAAGGGGAUGCCCAGGGCGACGCCCAGCAGGAGAAAGAACUGAGGAUGGGAGGGGAGGGAGGAGAGGCGCAAGAGGAAAACGGAGAACCUGCUGAGGACACACAUUGCAGCAGCCCUGCUAAUGCGGACACCAUCAAGCCGCAGGGCCUCAGCGUGAGCAUCCACCAGAUCGAGGUGACGGUGAUCCCCGACCGGCCGAGCGAGAGCCAAGCCAGCGACUCGGACUCGGACGGACCCAUUCUGUACCGCGAUGACGAGGAGGAAGAGGAGGAGGACGAAUACCUCAACAGCUCUCUGGCCAGCAAAAUCCGGCGGCGGGACACCCUCAACAUCAAACUGGGCAACCGUCCCAGCAAGAGGGAGCUGGAGGAGAAAAAUAUACUGCCGCGCAGCUCCGAGACGGAGAGACACGAGCUCCGCCAGCAGAUCGGUUCCAAGCUCGUCAGGCGUUUGAGUCAAAGACCAACCACAGAGGAGCUGGAGCAACGGAACAUCCUCCGACAAAAGAACGAAGACGAGGAGCACGAGGCCAAGCAGGAGAUUAAACGAAAACUCUCCAGAAAGCUCAGCGUGCGGCCAACGGUAGCAGAGCUGAUCGCUCGGAGAAUCCUGCGUUUUAACGAGUACGUGGAAGUCACAGACGCCAAGGACUACGACCGGCGGGCCGACAAGCCCUGGACGCGACUCACACCUGCUGAUAAGGCGGCCAUCCGCAAGGAACUCAACGAGUUCAAGAGCAAGGAGAUGGAGGUGCACGAGAACAGCAAACAUUUUACCAGAUUCCACCGGCCUUAACGUGAACUGGACGUCAAGCAUCAAAAGAGGAAAAGUCCACCAGGCCAUCCUACCUGCUGCUGUUCUUCAGUCCGAGCGAGCGCUCUUCUACCCUCUUUGUACUUCCUCGCACCGUAACAACAAACACAGGUUUGUCUUAAGGGGCCGGGGCCCUUUGUGUGGCCCACCCGUGGAACUUUGUUGCACAUACUGUACCUAUACUCGGAAAAGUGGUGGCUCGUUAAGAGUGAUUUAUUUAUUACGGCGUGCGAAGAGGACUUGCUGGAAUAUGUUUUUUGUUUUUCUUGUCACUCUGAGAGGUGUAAAAUGGAGCGUUAUUACCGGUAUGAAUGUGGCUCAAGGGAACAAUAAUUUCAUCGCGAAACAUAUGAUACUGUAUGUUCCGACUGCCAACCGAUGGACCAUCAGGAGCUGUUGUCAUGUGAUGGGGCCACUAGAGGGCAUUAUGUCAUAAUCACAUUAGCCGCUUGCCUGGGAUGCCAUAGAGCCAAGUACCACGAGACCUCAGUUGAGUUAAAUAAGUGCUUCAAAAAAAAAAAUCCCUCAAGUGCUCAAAAUGUUCUUUCAAAUUUGCACUUUUUAAGCUUUCAAAUUUCUUUCAAUCCUUUUAGUUUUAUUCAUAGCUCGUCUUGGUGCCAAAAAGCUAUUAACCUUACAAAAAGCGGCACCAAAGCAGCUCGCCACCAACUAGCGUUCUUUUCCAUGACCAUUUCUGAAAACAUUUUUUAUUUCCAUCUAAUGUUUGCUCCCCCUGAGCAGUUUGGCCUCUAUUUCUAUCUAUCUAAGCGGCGGCUCGCUCAGUUGAAAACGUAUGCCAUGCAGUUUACAUCUUUAAAAUUGCUAUUUUUGAGUCUUUUUAUAACACGCUAUUAAAUGAGAGACCGCGGUAAGGAGGCAGACAUGGCGGCUAAGAUUUGGAUAAGAUUUGCAUAAUGCAUUAAAAAAAAGAAAAUCCUCAUUUUAUUGGCACUUUGUUGCAGUCCAAUGAAAUUAUCCUUAUUUUGUAAGUUUCUGCACGGGCCUUCUGGCUAUCUUCUAUCAAACACAUUAAAAAUCUAAAUUAUGUCUCUACGCUAUGCUGCUUGCAUCCCUAGAAUAAACAAUUGUCAAGUUACGAUGUGCUAUUAAAAGCGAGACGGCGGUCUGGAGGUGGACAUAGCCGCUAAAAUGAGUAUUUUUAGUAAAAAAUUUAAUUGUUAGCAUUAAGUUAACUAGCUUGUUCUGUCUUUUACGCUAGGCUAAGCAUAGCUAAAACCAAAGUUAGUUUUUCAACUUCAAAUUGUGAAUUACUAUAAGUAAAGCAAAAGUAUUAAAUGGUAAAGUGGCCUUCCGACUAUUUGCGUAGACAACCAAUAUCUGAUCAAUUAUUGUGCUUUUGCGUUUACAUGGAUUCCAAGAAUAAUUUCUCACCGCUUGAACAUAUUUGGCAUGAGCAAACCUCACCCAUGUGCAAACAAAUUCUUGAAUAUCUCAAAAGCAGUCAAAUACAAAGUUUCUGUCAUGUUCCGCUUGCGUCGUAGCGUUAUUAAACGUGAUUGACAGUCUCUUGCACAAAGGCGUGCGUGUGUGUGUGCGUGUGUGUGUGUUUUGUUGCUGCUUCAUUGUAUGUACACAUAACCUAAAAUCAUGUACAGUCUAACAGUAUUCUUUCUUUACCAUAUGUAUGAUGUACUGUAUAUUGAUUAUUUUGUACAGAAUGUAUAUGGAGCACGUGCAUACACAGAAUCAAUUUUAUGCCGCAAUACAGCUAUGGUGUAAAUGUUUUAAACUAUUCACAUGUUUGUCUUUCUUUAAUGGGGCUAAUGUGGUGCUGUUUGGUUGAUUAGCGCUCAAUUGCGUCUGAGUUACUCACUUUGGUUUAAGUUAAAGGACAAAGCCAUAAGCUCAAGCUCAACGUCCUUAACGGCCACUGUCGAUUAAACGGGCCAACAGCUUGUUAAAUCUCUUCCGCUUCAAGUGACCUUGUUAGCCAGCUCGCUGACGUUAGAGCGGUGGCGCGACCAGCAGAAAACGAGCGUGGGAUCGUUGUACAGUCGAGACUCCAAAGCGGAAUGUGAAUUCUAAGUGCAAAUUCCUUUUCACAUCGAAAGUAUUGAGAAGUUUUGUUUUUCUCAAACUAAGUUAACUUUUAAAUUGCAUUUUGAAUGUUUAUUAUCAUUUUCAUGAAUUUGGGGGGGUUUAAAAAAAUACCCAGGUGAUGAAACCAAGAAUGAUGAAUGUCAACGUAUCCGACAUCGUAAACACACUCACAUUGAAUUUACAGUGUCUAAGCAGUCCGUCUCCUCGGGGGAGUCAGCAGGGCCGUAAAAUACCCAACAGUAAAAUGAGUUUGGUUCUGAGAUGACAAGGUAGUUUCCACCCUGGAGGUGUCGGCCACAGUCAGGUCGUUAUCGCAAAUGAGAGAGCAAGCAAAUGAAUCGCUAAGCCGCUCUGAAGCUGAUUAGGAGUCACGACGUGUGGCGUGCUUCUUUUUGCACCGCUCCUCCUCAUUAUUUCUUGCAGAUGAAUGAAUAGUACUUUGCAGUUUUUACAAAGUGGCAGUCCUUUGUCUGUUUUUGUACAUGUAGCGGUCAGACAAUGCUAUAUUUAUAUUGCGUUUGUAUUUUCCCCUAUGUGCAUUCAUUGAAAAUAAAUUAUUUAUUUCAUUA
Syngnathus acus (greater pipefish) is the source of this 4790-nucleotide messenger RNA. It is a transcript of the gene phactr2, whose product is annotated as phosphatase and actin regulator 2. Gene Ontology annotation, molecular function: actin binding. The record is from RefSeq and is a predicted model, not a curated record. Gene Ontology annotation, biological process: actin cytoskeleton organization. The transcript has 13 exons. Bases 121 to 2142 code for a protein of 673 amino acids. NCBI's taxonomy places the organism in Eukaryota, Metazoa, Chordata, Actinopteri, Syngnathiformes, Syngnathidae.